AUGCUCGAGCUUCCGGCCUUCGAUCCCGUCAACGACAACAACGCAACCAUGAAUCGACAGGCCAUUCGCUCGGUCUGCAGCCGGGCGAGGCCGGAGCUCGAGAGGAGCGGCCAUGCGCUGCGAAACUACUUUUCCACGUCUCAAUGGCUCGCCGCGGACGACGCAACGCCCAACACCCCGAAGCCAGCGCCUACCCUUCGACAGCGAACACGAGCCGCGACGAGCGAGAUCAACUCUCUCGUGAAGAACAAGGGCCCUUCCACACCCGGCCAGCGGCCUCAGCAGGGCGCCGGGCCCAGAUCCAGCCAGCCCAAGGUCCUUGACGUGAGGAGUCUGCCGAGAGGGGUAUUCCGUGGACGAGGUGGCCUUCGAGGCCGGGGCGGUGCCACCGCCGGUCAGGGAAAUGCCGCCCAGCGGGCUCCCUCGCCCGCAGGAGGCAACCGGUUCUCGAGACCGAGCCGGGGCUCAGCUACGCGCGGCGGGCGCGGUGGACGAGGCGGACGGGGGGGUGCCCGGGGAGGCAAGCAGCGGGCCGACCGAGACGACGCGGACAAGGACGCCAAGAAGGGCGGGCGGCGACAGGACCCCUUCGAGACGAUGGACCCCGCGGAGCAGGAGUUUGACAACGCCAUGCGGUUCGGCACCAAGACGCAGUACACGCCCUCGCUGACGCUCGAGUCACUCGCCGCCUUCAUGCCGGCCAACGCUUCCACCGCCCAGGGCCGCACCGCCACGGUGGUGCAGAACCUCAGCGCGCUGGGCACCGCGGACCCCGUCGGCGCACCGCAGGACCUGCAGGCCAAGAGCUACGCGCAGGACCUCGAGGACGAGGGCGUGCGGUUCUUUGCCGACGCCAAGGCGCGCGACGCCGCCGAGGCGUACCUCCAGAAGAAGCGACAGGACGAGGCCGCGGGCAAAGAUGGCGAAGAGGCUGCGGCGAGCACGGAGCGCAUCAUCCAGGAUGCCGAGGAGGCCAUCCGCAAGGUUAUCCUCGAUAAGGCGGUGGCGGGCCAGCACGAGAAGCCUCAGUUUGCGGCGGAUCCCGUGGGUGUGGCCCGCUCGUGGCACCUCCGCGCGGAGACGUACGCGCAAAAGGACAUUGACAGCUUCGAGAAGAAGCUCAAGUCGUUGGUUGGGGGAGGCGCCGCGGCGGGAGGAAAGGCCGGAAAGAAGGGCAAGGCUCAAGCCAAGGCGUAG
Purpureocillium lilacinum is the source of this 1197-nucleotide messenger RNA. RefSeq lists its product as uncharacterized. Lineage: Eukaryota; Fungi; Ascomycota; Sordariomycetes; Hypocreales; Ophiocordycipitaceae. The record is from RefSeq and is a predicted model, not a curated record.